AUGAGUGGUGUGGAGACAAAACACUCUAUGAAUCUUUUCAUCCCUGCAGUUCCCGGUCCGGUUUCGCAAAUCCGUCUUCUGAAAGCCAUGCAGAACUCGGUGGAGUUUGCCUGGGAAAAUCCAACCCAGUACUUUGGAACAGCUAAUACAACCAUCAUUGACUACUGGACACCGAAUGGACCAAAUCAAAUCGUCACUGUUGAUGCCUCUGCUAAAAAUCACACACUCGAUAAUUUGAACGCCACUUUACCGUUCUACGUCAACCUGGCCGCCAGUACAAAAGCGGAUGAGAACAGUUGUGGUGGAGGCAGAGGAGUCGGGAUCUUGGGAGGCCUUUUCUACACGAUAUCUGAUGCCGAGUUCACACCGGUGGGAGGGACGUUGAGAGUCACGGGUCCAACGUCUCUGAGAAGAGAGUGGGAAGCCCAAAAUUUCUCGGACCCCCGCAUCUUGGCCCUCACCUAUCUUGUGACCGGUGGACCGCGGGGGCCCCAGGCCGGUAUUCUGCCAAUGACUGCGCGUGGGCUGAGCAUCAACAAUCUGGAGCCCAACACAAAGUACACCGUUGACAUCAUCGUAAGCGGCGUUUAUACGAGGACUGAAAGCCCACUGGAAGCUACCACGGCGCCUGGAAUGCCUGGGAUGCCAACAGGUCUAACUGUUACCAAGGAAGGCAACAACGCCCUGAGGGUUCAGUGGUCCGCUCCUGCAAAUCCACCAGGGAGGCUUAAAGAGUACGCCUGUUCCCUCUACUCCGGCGAUACCCUGGUAAAGACUGAGUAUGAGCCGGGCACAGAACACAAAUUUACGGAACUCUCCGCGGAGGGCGUCUACAAACAGAAAUUUCAAAAUAUUUCCGUCGCUCUGUUUUUCUUUCUGCGUGUAGAGCCCGCGCUCGGCCCUCCCACCAUUUUGAGCGUGACGCCAGCUGGUAUAGAUUCAAUUUCUGUGAAAUGGGAUCCUCCGGCACAGGAUACUGUCGGUGUGUACGGAUACAACAUCAAUUUCAAGGACAGCAAGGAACAAAUCAUCUCCCGUUUC
This is a messenger RNA of Dibothriocephalus latus, 1041 nucleotides long. Lineage: Eukaryota; Metazoa; Platyhelminthes; Cestoda; Diphyllobothriidea; Diphyllobothriidae. The record is from the annotation of a GenBank genome assembly.